CACAAACAAACCAGCUCCUGUUAUUGUUGCACUGUGCUAAUGACAUUCAAUGAGUUUAACUUUUCGAAACUCCACACGACGCUUGACCGUCCCCAUUGUAAUCAACCAUGUUCCCACCUUUGUUUUAAAAAUAGCUAAGACAAGGACGCUAUGCGACUUCAAUGAAACUCAUUCGGGUGGCACUAUGAUUAAUAAUUUAAAAACAAUUUUUUGUCUAUAGUGAAUUGCCAACAUGAAUUUCUCAGAGGUCUUCAAGCAAUCCAAUCAACUAUGUAAAGUUUCUCCAGAUGGAAAACAUUUGGCUACCUGCGUGCAGUAUAAGUUGGUUGUACGAGAUGUGAGCACGCUGCAGAUCCUGCACCUGUAUACAUGUCUGGACCAGAUAUCUCAAAUGGAAUGGUCGUCUGAUUCUCAGUUCAUUUUGUGUGCAAUGUACAAGAGAGGACUGGUACAGGUGUGGUCACUAGAGCAACCUGACUGGCACUGUAAAAUCGAUGAGGGCUCAAUCGGACUGGUUGCUUCCCGCUGGAGCCCAGACGGACGUCAUAUUCUCAACACCACUGAGUUCCAUCUGAGAAUCACUGUGUGGUCCCUGUGCACCAAAGCUGUGUCUUAUAUCAAGAAUCCCAAAGCUUGUCUCAAGGGUAUUGAUUUCAGCAGAGAUGGCUGCUAUAUGGCUUUGGCUGAACGGCGUGACUGCAAAGACUACGUUUGCCUUUUCGUAUGUGAUGACUGGCACUUGCUCAGGCAUUUUGAAACUGAGACGCAGGACCUCGCGGGGUUAGAGUGGUCUCCCAAUGGUUGUGUCCUGGCUGUGUGGGACAGCUGUCUGGAGUACAAGGUGUUGCUGUAUUCUCUGGAUGGCCGGUUGCUGUCAACCUACAGUGCCUAUGAGUGGUCGCUGGGUGUCAAGUGUGUGACCUGGAGCCCCAGCAGUCAAUUCCUGGCAAUUGGCAGCUAUGAUGAAAACGUACGCAUCCUUAAUCACAUCACAUGGAAGAAGAUUGCACAGUUUGAACAUCCAGCAACCAUCAACAACACCAACAUUGCUGUGUACAAGGAAGUGGAGAAGAAGUCAGCUGUUGGCAUUGGGACUGAAGAACUGUCUCUACACAACUUAACAAUGGACUCGACUCUCUUAACCAGUCAGAGCAAAUAUGAGAUCCACGCUCCUCCAGUUCAAGUGCCUGUGGUCAGACCAGAUCCAGACAGAGCAAACCCCAAGAUUGGUGUCUCUAUAUUGGCCUUCAGCUCAGACAGUCGCUACUUAGCCACCAAAAACGAUAACAUGGGUAGUGUCAUCUGGGUGUGGGACAUGCAGAAGAUGAGCCUUGAGGCUGUGCUCGAGCAGACGUCAGCCGUGCGCUGCUUCCAAUGGGAUCCAAGACGCUCACGACUGGCGAUAUGCACUGGCAACACCAAAGUUUAUCUGUGGACCCCAGCAGGUUGCGUCUCUGUUCAAGUCCCCAAUGAUGGUGCUUUCCAGGUUCAGUCGUUAACUUGGCAUUGCCAUGGAGAUCCUCUCAUUCUGCUUGGGAAGGACCAGCUGUGUUUGUGCUAUACUAGCACUGAGGACAAGUGAUGCGAGCUGGCACACAAAAACUGGAAUAGGCUUCCAAUGUACUUUUACUACUUGACCUGGUGGGAAAGCUCAGUGAGGAGAAAGAUGCAUUCUCAACUCGACCAGUGCAAUGUACCGAAGUCUGUAAUGCUGACCAUUUCUGAAAACAUGACAUUCCUCAUUUGUGUAAAAAUUACUAAGAUGAACAAAUACACACCAGAGCACUAGUUCUGAACACUGUGAAGGUAUUUGCUCAGGCUCUGAGCAUUCACUCGCCUUGUAUUUCUGUGCGUAUGUACUUUUACAUGACAUUUUGUACUCUAUUUGAAUAAAAUUUGACCAAAGUAUUUUUCAUUACUGAGAGGUGAAUUGUGUUUUGGGAUAUCCACAAUCGAAUAUGUACAACAGGUGUAAAUGAAACAUUCACAUUUUUGGUGAACAGGUGUAAAUGAAACAUUCACAUUUUUGGUGAACCAAAGAAGCUAAACAUCCGUCACCUGCAUAUCAUUGCGUAUAAAUGUGCAUGUGUAAUCAAAGGGAAGAUUUAUCUACUGUAUGUCCAAAAUUUCAUCUAAACAAUAUACUGUAGAUUGCUCAAAAUUAAGGGACCACAGCGCUAUAGUAUUACAUUAUUUCAGUGUUUAGAUAAUGUCCCUUUCCUAUGUAUGUUAACUUGUCAAAAAAGUGGAAUACUGAUGUCUGUGUUUUUGAGCAGUAUAUCUUGAGCUCCUUCACAAGAGAUUAAG
Messenger RNA from Corythoichthys intestinalis (scribbled pipefish), 2307 nucleotides. RefSeq names its product WD repeat containing, antisense to TP73 (gene wrap73). The record is from RefSeq and is a predicted model, not a curated record. The transcript has 13 exons. Gene Ontology annotation, molecular function: protein binding. Bases 233 to 1582 code for a protein of 449 amino acids. Gene Ontology annotation, biological process: microtubule anchoring at mitotic spindle pole body. NCBI's taxonomy places the organism in Eukaryota, Metazoa, Chordata, Actinopteri, Syngnathiformes, Syngnathidae. Gene Ontology annotation, cellular component: MWP complex; mitotic spindle; microtubule organizing center.